Messenger RNA from Phycomyces blakesleeanus NRRL 1555(-), 1161 nucleotides. RefSeq lists its product as hypothetical. NCBI's taxonomy places the organism in Eukaryota, Fungi, Mucoromycota, Mucoromycetes, Mucorales, Phycomycetaceae. Gene Ontology annotation, biological process: regulation of gene expression. Bases 1 to 1161 code for a protein of 386 amino acids. Gene Ontology annotation, cellular component: nucleus. The transcript is spliced from 9 exons. Gene Ontology annotation, molecular function: histone binding. The record is from RefSeq and is a predicted model, not a curated record.
AUGGACAAGGCCAAGAUUGCAGAGGAGUAUCAAGAAUGGAAAAAGACUGUGCCAAUGUUGUAUGAAACUGUAGUGACACGGACAUUAGCCUGGCCAACAUUGACCUGUCAGUGGUUACCUGGUCAAACAAUAAAGGAUGGUGCUUCCUAUCAAGAAUUGAUGAUUGGCACAAAUACAAGUGACCAAGAACCAAAUGCGCUCUUGUUCCAGACUGUGACAUUACCACAGAACAACCAAUCCACAGAUAGAACAAUAGUAAAGGCAUCAAUUACUCCAAAGCAAUCUAUUGGACAUGAAAAUGAAGUCAAUCGAGCUCGCUGUCAACCAAACCACCCUUCAAUUAUUGCCACCAUGACAAGGGAUGGUGAUGUUCUUGUAUUUGAUAGACAGCUGUCGUUAUCAGCAGCUAGCACAACAAAUCUAGAAUCAGAGCCAAUAUUGAGAUUAAAAGGGCAUUCAGGUGAAGGAUAUGGUCUGCAGUGGAAUCCACACUCAGUCAAGGAAAAUCACCUGCUGAGUGCUGGUUAUGAUAAAGUAGUGUGCCAUUGGGAUAUUGGACAGACACCAGACGGUAAAGAAUUAAGACCUUAUCAGACAUACGUUGGUCAUACUGAUUGUGUAGAGGAUGUCAGCUGGAGUACGUCAAACGUGUCUUUGUUUGCAUCUGUUGGUGAUGACAGAAAAUUGAUGAUGCAAGCUGUUCAGUGCAUUCAGGCUCAUGAGGCUGAAAUUAAUUCGGUUAGAUUCCACCCCACAAGGGAAACAAUGUUGGCCACUGGCUCAGCCGACAAGACUAUUGGCUUGUUUGACAUUCGCAAACUAAGCGACAAAUUGCACUCGAUCGAACACUCUAGUGCUGUUGGUCAGGUUGAGUGGAGUCCUUUAGAUGAUCCGAUUAUUGGAUCUGCAGCCGGCCGUCAGAUCAACAUUUGGGAUUUGAGACGUAUUGGGGAGGAGCAGACGGCUGAAGAUGCAGAAGAUGGACCUGCCGAGUUAAUGGCAAGUACAAAAAAGCAAAUAAUAAACAAAGAGAGAGAUUUGUUUGUUCAUAAUGGACAUACUGAUAUUGUGACAGAAUUUGGAUGGCAUCCUACUGAACAGUGGUUGAUUGCUAGUGCAGCACAAGAUAAUAACAUUCAAGUCUGGCAAAUGGUAGGCUGA